Molecule: messenger RNA, 2113 nt
Organism: Oryza sativa Japonica Group (Japanese rice)
Lineage: Eukaryota; Viridiplantae; Streptophyta; Magnoliopsida; Poales; Poaceae
Product: cyclic nucleotide-gated ion channel 1
Biological process (GO): transmembrane transport; monoatomic ion transport
Cellular component (GO): membrane
Molecular function (GO): monoatomic ion channel activity
Source: RefSeq, a predicted model, not a curated record
AUGAACCCACGAUUAGGACCUAGCCGUGAAGCAAAGCGGGGGACCGUUGGCACACCUUUCCGUCCUCCGCUUUCCAUCUCCACCUCCACCGCACUACCAGUACCACCACGUACGUCCACCACCACCUCCACCUCCGCCGUGCGGACGCCGCCGGCUUCCCAAUCCCAGCCGCGACGCGGAGGAGGACCAAAUUCCUCCCCCACCCCUCCGUCAAAUCUGCGCGCACCACCUCCGAGAUUUGAGGACUGGAGAUCCAAGCAGUCUGUUAUGUCACUGCGGAGGCAUAAUGCUUUAAGUUCACUUAAGGAAAGAACUGCUGGAAUUUUUGCAUUCCUAGGAAACCUUGUGCAUUCUGAAACCUUAGAGAGAUCGGUGCUGCAUGAAAUGAAGUUGACAACUGGAACUCUUCAUCCUCAGGGACCAUUUCUGCAAAGCUGGAACAAGAUAUUUGUUUUGUCAUGUAUCUUUGCAGUUUCUGUGGAUCCAUUGUUCUUCUAUAUCCCGGUUAUCAAUGAAAACAAUACAUGCUGGUAUUUGGAUAAAAAGUUGGAAAUCACAGCAAGUGUCCUGCGCUUUUUCACAGAUAUCUUCUAUAUACUCCAUAUCAUAUUUCAGUUCAGGACAGGCUAUAUCGCGUCUUCUCCUACAACUUUUGAUCGGGGUGUCUUGGUUGAGGAUAGAUAUGCAAUAGCAAAGCGAUACUUGUCAACAUAUUUUCUGAUUGAUGUCUUUGCUGUUCUACCCCUCCCUCAGGUGGUUAUUUUGGUUGUGCUACCUAAUCUUCGAAGCUCAGAGGUUGCAAAAGCCAAAAAUAUCUUGAUGUUUAUAGUUCUAUGCCAAUAUGUGCCUCGACUGAUCAGAAUAAGACCACUGUAUCUCCAAAUCACAAGGUCUGCUGGGGUAAUUACAGAGACACCAUGGCCUGGUGCUGUUUUGAUCCUUUUAAUUUACUUGCUCGCCAGUCAUGUCCUUGGAGCACUCUGGUACUUGCUUUCCAUUGAACGCAAAGAUGCCUGCUGGAGAGACGUGUGUCGUAAUAAUAGUACAGGCUGUAAUCAGGCAUACUUGUACUGUGGGGAUAAGGAAAACAUAUUCUUACAGACUGCUUGCCUUCCAAUCAACUCAAACAAUAUAGAUCCGAACUUUGGAAUUUAUGUGCCGGCUCUAAAUAAUGUCUCACAAUCAACUGAUUUUUUGGCAAAACUAUUCUAUUGUGUUUGUUGGGGUCUGCAAAAUCUUAGCUCUCGGGGCCAAAACCUUAAGACAAGCACUUACGCAUGGGAGAAUCUGUUUGCACUUUUUGUCUCAAUAUCAGGCUUGGUUCUGUUUGCACUGCUAAUUGCUAAUGUGCAGACCUAUUUGAAGUCAGCCCAUUUGAGAGAAGAAGAAAUGAGAGUGAAAAGCCGUGAUACAGAUCAAUGGAUGUCAUAUCGACUGCUUCCUGAGAAUCUCAAGGAACGAAUACGGCGUCAUGAAAAAUAUAGAUGGCACCAGACGAGCGGGGUUGACGAAGAACUCUUGCUUAUGAACCUCCCCAAGGAUCUUAGAAGGGCUAUAAAACGGCAUCUUUGCUUAUCACUUCUUAUGAGGGUUCCAAUGUUUGAAAACAUGGAUGAUCCGCUCUUGGAUGCCUUGUGCGACCACCUAAAGCCUGUUCUAUAUACAGAAGGCAGCUGCAUAAUUCGUGAAGAGGAUCCAGUAUAUGAAAUGCUCUUCAUCAUGAGAGGUAAUCUCAUGAGUAUGACAACUGAUGGUGGAAUAACCGGCUUCUUCAAAUCUGAUGUUUUGAAAGGUGGAGAUUUCUGUGGCGAAGAGCUCCUGACCUGGGCUCUUGACCCCACAUCAGUUUCCAGGCUCCCUAGCUCAACCAGGACAGUGGAGACAAUGUCCGAAGUCGAAGCUUUUGCCCUGACGGCUGAAGACUUGAAGUUUGUGGCCACCCAGUUCCGACGGCUCUACCGCAAACAGCUCCGGCACACGUUUAGGGCCCCUUUGAAUUGUAGUAGCGAAAUAGUGGAGGAACAGGAAAACACAUUAUUCUGACAGAAAUGUAAGUGUAAAACAGAUGAUUGCAAAACACAUGAAUAAUUGUUUGAUUGGGCCACAGAGAAAA